Epinephelus fuscoguttatus (brown-marbled grouper) is the source of this 5762-nucleotide messenger RNA. Its product is annotated as NACHT, LRR and PYD domains-containing protein 12-like. The coding region runs from base 294 to 3899 and encodes 1201 amino acids. Lineage: Eukaryota; Metazoa; Chordata; Actinopteri; Perciformes; Serranidae. The record is from RefSeq and is a predicted model, not a curated record. Gene Ontology annotation, molecular function: protein binding. The transcript is spliced from 15 exons.
CAAGCUGAAAAAGACUUCCUGUUAGGAAGCUCUCGACCAUCCUAGCUCGUAGCUGCUUAAAGCUUGCUGCUAGCUCCUAGCGCUAGCUCCUCGCUGCACAAAUAAGAGACUUGGGACGGCCUAGAAGAUGGCGGACCUCGAGCGACUUCCGGUUCAAGCUAGGAGCUAGCAGUAGCACUAUAAAAAUAAGAGACUUGGGACACACCCUUUGUGACCGAGUGAGGACUGUAAAACUUUUGGGCAGCUCCAACAUCAGCACAGUGAGUCAGAGGAGCUGGUUGAAAGAAUGCAGGAUGGAAAACCAGUGUGCGACUGGCGAGGCUGUGGAUCCAGAAACAUCACAGCGAGUCCAGCUACCCGACAGGACAGACACCAGUGAUGCUGUUCCUCCCGAAACCAAAGCUCAAACUCAGAGGGGAGCAGAAAGCUCGACCGCUCAGCAAGGAGGUGUCAUCAUCAAUCCUAAGUUAAGCGGUGUGCAUGUAGGAGGGAAUGUGAACAUCAUUGUCGGCAAUACACGCGGCACGUCUCCUGACAGGCCAGAGGAGCCGGAUGCUGUUUCUCCCAAAAACAAAGGAAACAUCCAAAGGUGCAAAGAUGAUCUAAAAUCUUUCCUUGAAAAUACAACAAAGAAUCUGUCUCAGGGAAAAGAGGAAGAUGGAUCAACUCCUUUAAACAGAAUCUAUACAGAGCUUUACAUCACAAAGGGAGGCAGUGGGGAGGUUAACAGUGAACAUGAAGUGGUUGAAUUAGAAUGUAAAAGGAGUCCGAGUGAGGAGAAGAAAAUCCUGCUCAAUGACAUUUUUCAACCUUUAUCAAACGAAGAAGACCCUCCACAGAGAAUUCUGACGAAGGGAAUCGCUGGCAUUGGAAAAACUGUGGCUGUGCAGAAAUUCACUCAUGACUGGGCAACAGGAAAAGCCAACCAAACUAUUGACUUCAUAUUUCCAAUCUCAUUCAGAGAAUUGAAUCUAAUAACAGAUGAGCAUUGGAGUCUUAUGACGCUGAUAGGUAACUAUUUUGAAGAAGUGAAGGAUUUGUCAACGUCAGUCUACAACAGUUCAAGAGUUUUGUUCAUAUUCGACGGCCUGGACGAAAGCAAGUUACCUCUGGACUUCGAGGAGAAUGGGACGUGGCGCGAUGAUACAGAGACCACAACACUAGACGUCCUGCUAACCAACUUAAUCACAGGGCAACUGCUGCACAAGGCCUCAGUCUGGAUCACAAGUAGACCAGCUGCAGCCACUAAGAUUCCUACCAAGUUCAUCAACAGGGUGACGGAGGUACGAGGCUUUGAUGAUGAGCAGAAGGAGGAGUACUUUCAGAAGACAGUCAGUGACAAGACUAUGGCUCAGAAGAUCCUCGAUCAUCUUCAGUCAAAGCCACUGAGAAGUCUGUACAUCAUGUGCCACAUCCCAGUCUUCUGUUGGAUUUCAGCCACAACUCUCCAGAAACUCCUCACAGAAACAAAACAAAGUGAGCUGCCCAAGACUGUGACUGAAAUGUACACACACUUCCUGAUCACCCAGACAAAGCUGAAGGUUUAUCAGGAAGGUGAAACAAACAGAGAUGUGAUCAUGAAAUUAGGAAAGCUGGCAUUUGAACAGCUACAGAAGGACAACAUCAUCUUCUGUGAAAAGGACUUGAAGAGUUGUGACAUUGAUCAGGAACAAGCUGCAGUUUAUUCAGGUCUUUGCACACAGAUCAUAAGAAAAGAAUGUGGUCUUCACAAAGAAGAGAUUUACUCCUUCAUACAUUUAACUGUUCAUGAGUUUCUGGCAGCGCUGUAUGUAUUAGAGACCUUCUUGAACAGCAGAGAAAAUCUGCUUCCUGGGAAGCGAAGUGUGACAGAGAUGUUGAAGAGAGGACUUCCCAUCAUCCUCCUCCACAAGAGGGCAGUGGAUUUAGCUUUGGCCAACGAUCAUGGAAAAUGGGACUUGUUCCUGCGCUUCCUGCUCGGUCUGUCACAGGAUAAAAAUCAGGAGCUUCUUCAGAAAGCAUUUGGAUUCAAAGAGAGACGUCCACAGAGCAACCAGGAGACGAUCACCUACAUUCACGAGAAGAUCAAGGAACUUUCCAACGUCGACAAGAGCAUCAAUCUGUUCCACUGUUUAAAUGAGUUGGGUGACCGGUCUCUGGUAGAGCAAGUCCAAAAGUACCAGAACUCAGGAGAUGUUGGUAACUUGUUACCUGAACAUUGGUCAGCUCUGGCCUUUCACCUGCUCGCUUCUGGUGAAGACCUGGAUGUCUUUGACCUGAAGAAAUACUACGGAUCGGAGGAAGCUCUGGGGAGGCUGCUGCCAGUGCUCAAAGCAUCAAAGACAGCUUUGUUAAGUGGCUGUAACCUCACUGACAGAUGUUGCAAGAACAUUUCAUCAGCUCUCAGCCUGAAGUCUUCUAGUCUGGAGGAGUUAGACCUGAGCAGAAAUAAACUGCAGGACUCUGGAGUGACGCUGCUCUCUGACGGUCUAAAGAGUCCCAACUGCAAACUCCAGAGACUCAGACUGGCUGACUGUCAGUUUACAGAGAGAGGCUGUGCUGCACUGGGUUCCAGUCUGAAGUCAAACCCCGCCCACCUGAGAGUCCUGGAUCUGACAGGAAAUGACCUCAUAGACGGUGAUGUCACAAAGCUUUGUGAGUUCUUGGCAGAGCCACGUUGUGGACUGGAGACACUGAGUCUGAACUCCUGCAGGUUAUCAGCAGAAUGCUGUCGGCCUUUGACCUCUGCCCUCAGCAGCUCCUCUGAUCUCAAAGAGCUCGACCUGAGCUACAACCAGCUGAUGGACCAGGGGGCGGAGCUGCUUUCUGAUUGGCUGAGGAAACCCCAGUGUAGACUGAAGACACUGAGACUGGUUCACUGUGAGUUUCCAGGGAGAGGCUGUGCUGCACUGGGUUCCAGUCUGAAGUCAAACCCCGCCCACCUGAGAGUCCUGGAUCUGGAAGACAAUGACCUCAGAGACGGUGGUGUCACAAAGCUUUGUGAGUUCUUGGCAGAGCCACGUUGUGGACUGGAGACACUGAGUCUGAAGUCCUGCAGUUUAUCAGCAGAAUGCUGUCGGCCUUUGACCUCUGCCCUCAGCAGCUCCUCUGAUCUCAAAGAGCUCGACCUGAGCUGGAACUACCUGAUGGACCAGGGGGCGGAGCUGCUUUCUGAUUGGCUGAGGAAACCCCAGUGUAGACUGAAGACACUGAGACUGGCUGGCUGCGAGUUUACAGAGAGGGGCUGUGCUGCACUGGGUUCCAGUCUGAAGUCAAACCCCGCCCACCUGAGAGUCCUGGAUCUGACAGGAAAUGACCUCAUAGACGGUGAUGUCACAAACCUUUGUGAGUUCUUGGCAGAGCCACGUUGUGGACUGGAGACACUGAGUCUGAACUGCUGCAGGUUAUCAGCAGAACGCUGUCGGCCUUUGACCUCUGCCCUCAGCAGCUCCUCUGAUCUCAAAGAGCUCGACCUGAGCUGGAACCACCUGAUGGACCAGGGGGCGGAGCUGCUUUCUGAUUGGCUGAGGAAACCCCAGUGUAGACUGAAGACACUGAGACUGGCUCUCUGUCAGUUUACAGAGAGAGGCUGUGCUGCACUGGGUUCCAGUCUGAAGUCAAACCCCGCCCACCUGAGAGUCCUGGAUCUGACAGGAAAUGACCUCAGAGACGGUGGUGUCACAAACCUUUGUGAGUUCUUGGCAGAGCCACGUUGUGGACUGGAGACACUGAGGUUGUCAUAUUGCACAGAGAGCAGCUGUGAGUAUCUGGCCUCGGCUCUGAAGUCGAACCCUUCACACCUCAGAGUUCUCGUGCUGAGCUGGAGUCAUCCAGGAGAAAGAGGUCUGAAUCUGCUUACUGAUUUACAGAACAACAAAUCUAACAGACUAGAGACACUGACAGUGAACCGGACCAGAUAAAAGACACUGGAUCAUUUUCUUCCUUCGGUCCAGACCAAAUGAGCUGAGCUACAGGUGUGAAAGUCACCUUACAUGCAUCCUGAUUCUCCUCUCUCAGGAAUCAAUACUGAAAACUUUUCAAUCAGAAGUCAGAGGGUAUCAGGGGACUAGGCAGCUGAGGAGAGAAGCUUGUACAAAAUAAUAUCCUAACAUAGACACUGAACCUUUAGUAGCUCAUGGAGAGGGGCACAACCUGACUGUAAAGCCCUGUUUCCACCGAGCAGUACGGUUCAUAGUUUCUGUUCCCACAGUAAAAGUUGUGGAUGAUCCCAACAGAAGCGUUCCUUAGCGUCCCCAUGUUUGGUUCCCCCUCUGUUGGGGUACCUAGCACACAGAUGUGGUACUAAAAGGUGGAGCUGUGAACACUGCAGUCUGAUUGGUCAGUAGAGGACGCUCACUCUGCUCAGGGCUGAGUUGUGUCUGGUUUUGAGGCUCAUGUGACCACUGUUCAUACUGUGCUGUGAAACGAGACUUAAGUCACCUACAGCAGCAUUACUGACGUGAAGAAAAGCUCACGUAAGGGAAAGGCAACACAGAUUUGGAAAACAGUAACUCCAUUCACAGUCAGCAGUCCAAAGAUGACGGAUAGCACAGCGGAGACCUCACAGGUGGCCACACUCUCUGCAGAUACAGAGAGGAACUACAGAGCUCCAGAGAGGCCAUGUUGGCUCAGAUAAAAGCUGAGAUAGUGACAUCAUUUAAGGAAGUUAAAGCAGACGUAUCCUCUCUACGUAAAGGGACGAAGGCGGACAUGCAGACCAUACACAAGCCAGCCAGCGAGCUAGCCCAUCUCAGCUCAGCUCAGGCAGAAGCAGUCAGCAACUGCCAAGGAAUGAGAAACGCACUGAGUGAAACGAUGGUCAGAGUAACAGCAGUGGAGCAGACACAACGAGAUAUCGCCAAGGAAUGUAAGAAAAUACAGGACAAAUGUCUCGACCCAGAGACCAGACGCAGGAGACAAAGCCAUCGGCCAGUGUGCAUUAAAGAAGGAGCCCAAAACUGUAACACGCUCAAAUUCCUCGCUGAAUUUUUCCCUGCGGUGCUGGGUGAUGCCAGCUUUGAUUCAGCUGAGAUUACAGACAGAGCACAUCGCACACUCACCCCGAGGCCGGCCAGAGAGGACAGGCCCCGCCCACAUUACCACCCGGACACACAGAAGAUACUGGACCUUGGCAAAGCCAAAGGCCGUCUCACAUACAAGGGAGCCCAGGAGCACAUUUUUCCAGACAUGAGCCCAGAGAUUUUGACUUGUUGACAUAUUGAUGUCAUACUGUUACCACGGCAACAACAAGCCUGGCUGACAGUGAAGUUAUUCCUGACUCCUCUGUGGUUCCAAAAAGAGGAGCAGCUUCAGUAGUGUGGAAUAAAGUGUGGCGUCCUGAAUGUUUUCCUUCUCUUAGCGCUCAGAGGGAACUCAUUCAGCGGCUCCUCUGGCAGCAGCACAGCGUCUCUCCCUCUCCUCUCUGAUUCUGUCACAAACCUUUGCUGAUGCAAACCUACGUGAAUAAACUCCAUAUAUGUGACUGUCUCAUAACAGCCUGUCACAGGUUACAGCCUGAUGGUUAGAGGAGAAAUGGCAGAGCAUAAAAACACACAAGGAAAUCAGCUGUUGAUUUAUAUAUAUAGAUCCCAGGGGACAUUUGUUUAAAUGUGUAAUUAGUGGUAGAUUUGAUUUAGUUGAACUAUUAAUAUUGUGACAGGAUCUGAAUCUGACUCUGAGUUACUGUUGUUGUUGUUGUUCACAAACUGAAGACAUGAAACAUCAUUUUAGUUUUUACUGAUUGUGUUGUGAUUCUAUCUUCUUAAUAAAAUAGUUUUUAUGAA